GCGCGCUGGCUCUCCCGCGAGCCGCGCAUGCGCACGCAGAGCCCUCGGCGGCUGAGAGGAGGAGGAGGAGAGGCGAACGAUGGCGGCCGCCUCUCUCUGGAAAGGGCUGGUCGGGGUCGGGCUCUUCGCCCUGGCCCACGCGGCCUUCUCUGCCGCGCAGCAUCGGUCCUAUAUGAGACUAACGGAGAAGGAAGAUGAGACGUUGCCUAUAGACAUUGUUCUUCAAACUCUGCUGGCCUUUGCAGUUACCUGUUAUGGGAUUGUGCAUAUUGCAGGAGAAUUUAAAGACAUGGACGCUACUUCAGAGCUAAAAAAUAAGACAUUUGACACAUUAAGGAACCAUCCAUCCUUUUAUGUAUUUAAUCACCGGGGCAGAAUGUUAUUCCAGUCCCCGGACACUGUCCACUCUUCCUCCAGCCAGGAUGCUCUGUCAUCCAGCACAUCACUGAAGUUGCGAAAACUUGAACCUCUGCACCGUUAAGAGUUUUUUUUUAUAGACGAUUCUAAAAAUAGGACACUGAGCUGUAAUAUUGGAGCUGGAUAGAAACACUUUUUUUUAAAUUUCUGGAGCGGUAUUUAUAUUGAUCUUCCAGGCUUUAUAGUAAUGUGCGCGCGUGCCUGUGUAUCUACACACAGGCACACGCGCACAUACAUGAAUAUAUUAAAAAAUAUAUUAAAAGGACUUUUGAACACUGGUCACAACUAAACUUGUGAAUUGGCAAACCAUGAAAGUUACUGCUAAAAUUACGCAGUGAAAUAAUGCAUUUUACCUUUCAUUAAAGCACUAUGGUUAAACUCACUUUUGAAUUAUCAAAAUCUGUGUCACCAAAUGCAGAUGGGGGGGGGGGUGGUUAAUGGACUAGAUAAGCACAGAAAAGGCUAUGCUGUAUUAUUUUGUUCCACGGCAAAAUAGUUGCGGGUGGCUUGUCUUCUUUGCCACCCAGUAAGUCUCCUUCCAGCGGAGUCCUUGACACAACGUGGGCAUUUCUGCAUCUUGUUUAUUGGUGCUGUGUGUGGAAUCUCUGGCAAGCAGAGCCAGUCAGGAUUAAUCUUUUACAAGUAGGAAUUUAGCCAACGUUUUGCCAAAGGGGUGCAGACUUGAUUUAUCAGUUAGCCAUUGACUGCAAGUUCCCCCGAAAUGCUGGGAGAUUAUAAAAAGUAUGUGCUUUUUGAGAAGUUACCGCGAAUGGCCAGGACUUAGGCUAACCAGGACACAGAACUGAAUCAUGACAGCUGUAAUCCAUCCACUUCUGUCAUCGAGCUCUUUAUAUCAUCAAGGUGACAGGCGGCUGGGGAAGACUUGACUUGGGGAGGGAGGAAGUGGUUUUGACAGCGUGCAAAGUUUGCAGGCGGGAAAGAUUUGGGAUUGUGUCUUGUAAUGAUUUUGUGGUUUCAUAUUUUUUUUUGAUAGUGCCUUUUAAUUUGAUUCCCACUCAUUGUACAUGCUUUUAAAAACAGGAUAAGGGAGAUUGCCUGCAGGGUUGCCGUUUGAGCAACUGAACAUGUUGAACUCGUUUUUCCACCGUGCUUUUUUUUUUGUUAACCUAAUUGUAUGUGAUCACCAGACUUCUUCCAGAAUGACCCACUUUGCAAUAUUUGGGGAUGGGGAAGGGCGCUAGAAGUUCCCUUCGGCUCUCAAUACUUGUUUCGCUCCGAGCUUGAUUUUUUUUUCUCCACAGAAUGUAACCGAUUUCAAAAUUAGCAACUCAAGAUGUAGAGAAGCUGAAUGUCUGGUCUUCAGGAGCAUUGCCCCGGGCGUCUCCAGGGUCUUGGGCUCCGAAUGGGUGAGAAGUCGGGUGUGCUGACGAUUAAAAUAAAAAUGCAUGCACUUUACAGAGCCUGGGAUAAGAACUCUCCCUUAGAUGGCAAACCACUCCAGGGCAGGACAACCAUGUGCAAAACCCAGACGGUUUUUUAUUAAUUUUGGCAGAGAAACGGUGUUUUAAGCAAGGGAUCAGAACUCUAGAUUCAACUGUGAUGAACGUUGGCUUUUCAAAACCCGACACUGGUACCAAUUGGUUUAAUGUGGUCCUUCAUUUGCAUUAAACUCAACCUUAACCUUGUAUUCUUUCUAGGUAAAACUUAUCAGACAUCUGUAAGGCAGUUGCAUAGCUCUGUUGGUCACCUUCCUCCUAAUGUCCUGGUGUUAAAAAUACCUGCUCAAAGUAGCUGCCCAUUGGCUAUUGUCCCCCCCCUUCCUUUCUGGGCAAUUCUGUUUCUUCUAGCAGGUUUUUAGUUAUCUUGUUAUCUAAGUAACUCUCCACAGCCCAAAAUUCAAAGCAAUGAAGUGGGCAGUUCAUAGGGAUUGUGGCAUCCAAAACAGCUCUAUAAAAAUGCCAGUGAUUUGCCUAUGCAGUGUUUGCUGUUUUAGUCUACGCUGUUCCAAGCUGGAGUCCUUGUUUAUUCUUUAGCUGGACGGUUUUGCCAAGAACUUGCAAAUUUUGCUACAAAGAGGCAGCCUUUCUCUAAAGUCCAGGUCUUUUCAUGUGUUUGUAUCCUGGAUUUUGCACUCUGUUCAAGCACCUUCUAGGUCUCUAAAACUUGCAAGAAAUAAACAAGUUCCCUUUCACUAUUAUCCAUGGUUAUUUUACAAAUGUGCAAAUUUUGUUUCUUUCCCUUUUUUGGUCUUGCAAUGUCCAAUAAAGAAGUAAUAUUAUUCCAAAA
Ahaetulla prasina is the source of this 2664-nucleotide messenger RNA. It is a transcript of the gene MMGT1, whose product is annotated as membrane magnesium transporter 1. Bases 80 to 481 code for a protein of 133 amino acids. The transcript is spliced from 4 exons. Gene Ontology annotation, cellular component: Golgi apparatus; early endosome; plasma membrane. The record is from RefSeq and is a predicted model, not a curated record. Lineage: Eukaryota; Metazoa; Chordata; Lepidosauria; Squamata; Colubridae.